This is a messenger RNA of Lasiodiplodia theobromae, 3681 nucleotides long. Its product is annotated as Zinc metalloproteinase. Gene Ontology annotation, cellular component: cytoplasm. The transcript has 8 exons. NCBI's taxonomy places the organism in Eukaryota, Fungi, Ascomycota, Dothideomycetes, Botryosphaeriales, Botryosphaeriaceae. The record is from RefSeq and is a predicted model, not a curated record. Bases 1 to 3681 code for a protein of 1226 amino acids.
AUGGAACGGCAUAAGGACCACCACAAUCAUUACAGCACUCUUGAGGUCGACCAGGGCGCACAACUCCCCGAAGUCAACAGUCAUGACCUGCCCCAAACUAAAUUGGACAACACGCUGCCUGAGGCCAUUUCCAAAGAUGUCUAUCCAGAGGUCGUGCAGUCUAAGAAGCGAUCGGCAAUAUGCGCUGUGGCCAUCGCUGUUGGGGUUGGAGUGGGCGUGGGCGUGGGCGUCAACUCCGACAGCUCGUCGGCGUCCACAUCCACCUCCACAGAGGAUGCCGGAAAUGAGGGAGCCGAAAACUAUACCGAUAAACAGGGCGUGGAACGCAGCCUUGUGUACUACCAGGACAACGCUCUCGAUAUCUGGAAAGCCGACCUUGAUACCUCUACGGACAAUUGGAGUCUUGCGAAGGUCAAUACGUUCGAUAUGGAUCCUAAGAAUGGGACGCCUAUUGCGGCCGUCAACUGGGUCAACGAGUCGCGCACCGAUUUUCAUCUCCGUUUUGUAGGUACCAACCACAACGUCAGGUCUGUUGGAGUGGUGGACAGGUUGAUUGAGGAGGACUGGAUAGAGGUCAAGAUCUAUGACAAUCUGUGGACGGUGACGGACAACUCGGCGCUCGUAACGUACGACAAGGUGUGCAACGAUGUAUGCGAUAUCACCGCCCUAAAUAUCUUCCGGUCUGCGAAGUCCAACGAGACGGCGUUUGCUUACCCGAACGAACGCCCCGAUUUCAACACGUCCUCUGCAGCUUUGAACGUCACAGCAGACGACGAUACAGCAUACGCACUGAUGCCGACUGUGGCAAUACCGGAGCUCAAUGAGACACAUCCAUCGAUUGGAGUCUUUCUGAGCGCGGAACGUAAGCUAAGGGAGUUCUACUUUGCGCGUGGAUAUGGAUGGACUCCUGGAAGCAUGGACUCAGACGUGCCCGUGGAUCCAGGUGCCCGGAUUGCUGCCAUGUGGUACACAUACGACGGUUUGCGAUACGCGCAGGUGCUCAUGACUCGGAGCAACGGGAGCGUAGCGAUGGCAUACCUGGAUGGCGGGCCUGAGAACGAUUGGACUUAUACCGAUAACGUGGAUGGUAUGGAGGACGUGGUGCCAUUGUCACCCAUCUCUGCGACAAAGACUGGACACUUGUUCGCCCUGGAAAAUGGAGUGAAUGGGACGGAGAUCGUUCACUUUCGGAGGACUUCAGUAACGGGGACUCCAACCUUUGAGCGGGCGGGACCGUGUCCGGAUUGUCUCACCAACCUCAACCCCGGCGAGACCAUCCACCAACGCGCCCUCCUCCUCAAAGGCCGAAUCCACCUACCCCCCGGCUCCAUGCCACCACUCACCAGCUCCACCUCGACCCCCUCCUUCAUCACCAUCACCACCACCUCCUCCGCCGGCGACCCCCUCUUCCCCGACCAAACCUGGCCCCUCACACCCUCAGGCCACUUCAAAGCGCUCGUCUUCCUCACCCCAGGCCCCAACACGCUCUACCUCGUCUGGGACAACAGCUCCGGCUCCCACAACGAGCUCCACACCGCCACCCUCGCCAUCCCCGUCACCUACAUCCCGCUCCUGCAGACGCCGCCGCUCCACCUCGCCGUCCUCGUCGCCGCCGACUCGCCGCUGCUGAUGGACUGCCCGCCGUACAAGGGCGCCGGCAUCACGUCGGCGCAUGCAGGGCUGGACGCGGCGGUAAGCAAGCUGCGCAUGGCCGCGUACAUGUGGCAGGCGGGCACGGCCGAGGACAUGCGCGGGAAAGGGCUGGGGCGGCGCGCGUUCCGGCUGGAGGAGGAGUGGGGGCGCGGGGUGGAUACGGUGUCGAGUGCGUUCGUGAACGAUGCGUACGAGCUGGGCCAUCAUGAUCAUCCAUCCAACUUCACGGCGGCGGGUGAUGGCAGCGGCGGCGGUGCCGGUUCAUGCUCGCCCUACGGACCCACGGCCAAGGUGCACGUCGUCAGGACGGAGCGGACGGUCGCGGAGCUGCGGAACCCGGGGAACAGGAUGAAGUUGCGCGACUGGUUCUGCGACGCGCUGGCAAAGCAUGGCGGGGGGCCCUUCGCGGGACCAGCUGAUACCGUCGUCGCUGGGCUGGUGCUGGACUCGCACUACUCCGCCGCGCAGGACGCCGUCCUGGCCAACCCACCGCAAGGCGUCGAGAAGAACGUAGCAUCCGGCAUCGCCCUCGCGGCAUUCGGCUCGCACACGUGCUGGGCGUGGCCGCGCUUCGUCGAGGAUGUGGCCUCGUGCCUGCUCGACUCGACGACGACCUAUUCUUCUACCCGCAACGUCGUCAGCACAUCCAGCAGCGCCACCGCCGAUGCAGACGGCAGCGGCGCGUUCGAGUACGGCGCCGCGUGGCAAGCCUGCGCCGUCGGCCAUGCGCUCAUGCUGCGCGGCGUCGGGCGCGCGUUCGGUUGCUGCUCAGUACGCCCGGCCGGCGUGGAUGUUGUUGAAGAUAGCAGGACGUAUGCCACGCAGCGCAACUACGCCAGCGUCUUCCUGCCCAGCAUCUCGCGCCGCCCGGGCCACCACCCGCUGCAGCUGGUCGACUACGGCAUCAGGGGGAAUGAGGAGAUUUGGGACCUGCGGGACGCGCUGGCCCUGCGGUGCGUGCCGCACUUCCGCAUCGUCGGCGACCCGCGCGCGGCGGUCGUGGCGCGGCAGGCGCGGAGCGGGGCGCCGGUGCUGCGGGCGUGCGUGCGGGAUGGCAUGUUUGUGCUCAGGAUGAGCGUGGAGUGGGGAGCGGGGGGGCUGGCGCGGAUCACGGUGGGCGGGGUCGAGGAGGAGUGGCCCAGCGUCGCGCAGCCGGUGGAUGUGCGGGAGUGGCGGGUCGAUCGGUUGGAGCGCAAGUUCUGCAGGGAGAAGCCGUUGGAGUUGCGGGCGGUGGCGAUGAAUGGGAAGGAGACGGUGGUGGCGAAUGUGUGGGCGUUUGUGGCGCGGUCGGCGUUCGUGAAGGUGCCCGGGUCGGACGUCGUGCUGCAGAAGCGGUCGGUGCGUUCGGGGGAGCUUGAGGCGCAGGACGGUGGCGAGCGGAGUGACGGGCGUGCGUACUGGGAGUGGGCAGCCAUGUUGAAGGAGCGUGGAGGGGAUGGGAAGCUCACUCACGCAACUUCUUUCGACAUGCGCGUCGGCUGCAUCCUGGAUGGAGGCGUCUUGAGCUACGCCGACGGCCACAAGACACACCUCGGCCCGCGGAUUGAUUCGUACGGCAACGACCAUCACUUCGGCGGCCACGCUUCUGAGGAGAUCGCCCUUACGCCUGACGUCGACAUUGUGAAAGUCGAGAUCCAUAGGAACUCCUACGAGCUUGUUGGCAUGCGCACCACCCUCGCCGACGGUACCGUCCGCGGCGAGCUGAACGAGAACGACCGUUACGGGGAGAACGUCGAAAUUGUCGCGCUGGAGCCGGAAGUGGGUGAGAAGAUCGUUGGGUUCUUUGGCAGGAGUGAUUGGAAGCGCUCUUUCAACGGUAUUCAAGAGUUUGGUAUCAUCACCGCGCCUCAGGACGUCGAGUUGCCGGAGUGCGUGUAUGACAUGCCGGAGCUGAAGAACACGGAUGGGGGGCUGGAAGAGACGCGGUCUUUUUUCAACCCAGAUGGGAGCAGGAACGAUGCUAAUGAUUACAUUGAUGACGAUGCUGAUCAGGACGAUGAUGAGGAGUGGGACAAUGAUCGGGAUUAG